Molecule: messenger RNA, 1488 nt
Organism: Cynocephalus volans (Philippine flying lemur)
Lineage: Eukaryota; Metazoa; Chordata; Mammalia; Dermoptera; Cynocephalidae
Product: hydroxymethylglutaryl-CoA synthase, cytoplasmic-like
Biological process (GO): acetyl-CoA metabolic process
Molecular function (GO): hydroxymethylglutaryl-CoA synthase activity
Source: RefSeq, a predicted model, not a curated record
AUGCAGGACAGAAACACCGGCUCUUUCACCAUACCUGGGUCACUUCCUUUGAAUGCAGAAGCUUGCUGGCCAACAGAUAGGGGAAUUGUUGCCCUUGAGAUCUAUUUUCCUUCUCAAUAUGUUGAUCAAGCAGAGUUGGAAAAAUAUGAUGGUGUGGAUGCUGGAAAGUGUACCAUGCUUGGGCCAGCCAAGAUGGGCCUCUGCACAGAUAAAGAAGAUAUCAACUCUCUUUGCAUGACUGUGGUUCAGAAUCUUAUGGAGAGAAAGAACCUUUCCUAUGAUUGCAUUGGGCAGCUAGAAGCUGGAACAGAGACAUCAAUUAUUGACAAAUUAAAGUCGGUGAAGACUAAUUUGAUGCAGCUGUCUGAGGAGUUUGAGAAUACAGAUACAGAAGGAACAGACACAACUAAUGUGUACUAUGGAGAAACAACUGCUGUCUUCGGGGCUGUGAACUGGGCUGAGUCCAGCUUUUGGAAGGGAUGGUAUGCCCUACAAGGGCUUCAUGGGACACAUAUUCAACAUGCCUAUGACUUUUACAAGCUUGAUAUGCUUUCUGGAUAUCCUAUAGUAGAUGGAAAAUUCUCCAUACAGUGCUACCUCAGUGCAUUAGACCGCUGCUAUUCUAUCUACUGCAAAAAGAUCUGCACCCAGUGGCAGAAAGAGGAAAAUGAUAAAGAUUUUACCUUCAAUGAUUUUGGCUUCAUGAUCUUUCACCCUUCUUAUAGUAAACUCGUUCAGAAAUCUCUAGCUCAGAUGCUGCUGAAUGACUUCCUUAAUGACCAGGACAGAGAUAAAAAUAGUAUCAAUAGUGGCCUGGAAGCCUUUGGGGAUGUUAAAAAUACCUAUUAUGAUAGAGAUGUGGAAAAGACUAUUAUGAAGUCUAGUUCUGAACCCAAAAUAAAGGCAUCUUUGCUUGUAUUAAAUCAAAAUGGAAAUAUGUACACAUUUUCAGUUUACGGUUCCCUUGCUUCUGUUAUAGCACCGUACUCAUGUCAGCAAUUGUCAGGGAAGAGAAGAGAUUCUGGUUUGACUGCCACUCUGUAUUCUCUUAAAGUUACAAAAGACAUCACACCAGGGUCAGCUCUUGACAAAAUAACAAGUUUAUGUGAUCUCAAGUUAAGGCUUGACUCAAGAACUUCUGUGGCACCAGUUGUCUUUGUUGAAAACAUGAAGCUCAGAGAGGACAGUUAUCACUUGGUCAACUAUAUUCCCCAAGGUUCAACCGAUUCACUCCUUGAAGGGACAUGGUGCCUGGUUAGAGUGAAUGAAAAGUGCAGAAGAACUUAUGCUUGGCGCCCCUCUCCAAAUGAUGACACUUUGGAUGAAGGAGUAGGACUUGUGCAUCCAAACGCAGCAAGUGAGCAUAUUCCAAGCCCUGCUAAGAAAGUGCCAAGACUCCCUGCGACAGCGGCAAAACCUGAAGGAGCUGUCAUUGGUAAUAAAACAUUAAGAUACGCUGUAAGGUACAAGACCUCAGGGCGGGGGUAG